Hipposideros armiger (great roundleaf bat) is the source of this 3365-nucleotide messenger RNA. RefSeq names its product myosin light chain 5 (gene MYL5). Gene Ontology annotation, molecular function: calcium ion binding. Bases 2481 to 3311 code for a protein of 276 amino acids. The record is from RefSeq and is a predicted model, not a curated record. NCBI's taxonomy places the organism in Eukaryota, Metazoa, Chordata, Mammalia, Chiroptera, Hipposideridae. The transcript is spliced from 6 exons.
GUUUGAGAAGUGAAAGCCGAGCUUACAAAAUGCACCGUAGGGUGCGGUCUGUCCUGCGGGGGCCGUCCGGUCCCGGCGGGGUGGGUAGUUGCCCCCGUUCUGCCCAAGCCCGCGGCCGCCCCGGGUCAGCUCCGAGGACGGCCCUGGGGGGGUCUGGGCAGGGGCUCCGGGGCCUGGAUCCUGCGUGUGCCCUGAGUGAAGGCCAGCCUUUCCCCACACCUCACACACUGCGGGCAGGGGCGGCUCCCUGCCCUUCAGUCCCAAGCGCCAAGGUGCACUUCAGCCCUGGCCUUUAGGGGCACUGACCCCCAGACCUCCCUCACUCUCUCACUUCUGCUGCCCCCUGCUCUUGGGUGGCAGGGGUCCCACCCCAGCUUUCCCUCACGGCCCCGGAACCCCUUCAGGUAGCCACCAGUCUCCCCCAGCUCUGUGGUCAGCGCUGCUGAAAACACUGCCGGGCCAGACUCAGGGGUGCACCAGGGCUGCCCAGAGAUGGGGCAGUUGUGGCCAGACAGCCUCCCUACUGUGCCUGCUGUGCUGACACAUAGUUCCCAUGGCAACUGGGUGUGGGGGCCUGGGGAAGGACUACCCACCUCUGGGCCUUGUGCUGCUUUAUGCAGAAGCUCCCAAGAAUCAGGGCUUGGGACUCACUGAGGCCCGGCUCUGCUGAGGCCUGGGGUCGGGGAAAGGCCUCUUGAGCACCCUCACUGCUCCUGGAGGAAGAUGGAGGCACUCACUGGCCCCACAGGUGCAGUCGGCUCCCUGGGCCAGUGAGCUGCACGGCGGUGCUCAGUGGCCACACACAAGCGCACACAUUCUAGCAUAGUUGGGCAGAUGGCCUCAGGUGACAAAUAUCUUCACCCUUCCUCGGAUUUUAAAAUAAACUGGACUCAGCAACUGCUGCUUCCAGAAUCAAAAAUAAGUGUCUCUGGGGUCGAAGGUGGGGCCAGAGAGCUGAUGGGGGAACCACGUGGCAGUGAGUUCCAGUGGGAGGGAGAUAGUGACCAGUGGAGAGCACACACACAUCACCCCCUCCCAGGGAAGCCCCCUGGAGCCUGGGGACACCCACCUUGGCCCAGGACCCAGCCUGGGAUCUGGGGAUGGGGUGGGUUGGUCCCACCUGGCUCAGGACAUUGGGGCUGCUUGCUGACUCCCUGCACCUGUCAGAGCCAGCUGUCCCUGCCGACUCCCAUAUUCUCCUGGGAGCCGGGCUCCAUGGCUAUCUUUAGUGCUGUACCUCAGACCCUGGCUGGCCCCAGGAACCCUCCUCAGGGGCUCUGCUGGCCCUCCUGGCCUUCCCCUCGUCAGAGGCCUUCUGAGCACAGGACCCACAUGCCUCCCCACUCCUGUAGCCCAGCCAGCCAGGUCCCUCCAGGUGUCAGCUAGACCCCACUCAGCUGGGAGCCGUGGGAUCCCCAUGCUACGUGCAGCCCAGGGCUCCAUCUGGCGGUCCUCUCGGCAGAGCCCCUGGGAGCCUCAGGUCUCUCCAGGUGGAUCGUGCGUCCCCAGGCUCUUCAGGGUACCCAUUGUCCUACACUCAUUUGGUGUCGGCAAAUGGUGAGCUGGCCCUGUGAUCUCUGUGGCAGCACCUCAGGGGCGCCAUGUGACUGAGGGCGUGUGCCCCCAGGGACCUCCGUAAGGCUACUGCAGCUGCCCCCACCCAGGCCGGGUCCCCUCCCCAGGCUCUGUCCAUGGGCCCAGGGCACAGUGGGAAAACCAGGCUGAGUGCUGGCCUGGGCAUGGCCCAUCUGGGUGGCCCUCCAGCUACAUGGCAAACAAGCAGUAGCUCGCUGCCGUGGGGGUGGGAAGCGUGGCCCCAGCACGAGUUGGGGUCCCCGGGACUUCUCUGCCACCAAGACAGGGAGGUGAGGGCACAUAGGACAUACUUGGGGAACGCUUGGUGACUGGCCACCAGGGCCACUUAUGGCGACUGCAAAUCUGGGAAAGGCGCCAUUUUUUCUGGUUCCUGCGGCGCCCGGGCCCUCGGCCCACAAGCUCCUGGGUGGGGGCAAGUGGGGAGGUAAGUGGGAAGCUGGGGGCCCUGCUGGGCGGGGCAGGAUGGGGGCAUCUGAGUCCCCGCCGACUGCCAAAGCUCACGCUGCAGUUGUCCGGUCCCCUGGGUGCCCUGAGCCUGUCCUUGUAGGGAAUGGCAGCCAGCGUCUGUGCUGUCCUGGGGGACUGGGCAGGAGCUUAAGACAGGCAACCUAGACAGGGAGGGCACAGACCAUCCCAUCCCAUCAGGCAGACUGAGCAUGGUGAGUGUGCACAGGCAGGCAGCUGGGGGUGUGGGUGUGUGUGUGGGGGUGCACGCAUGCUCUUACGUGUGUGUAUGUACACAGCUAAGUUUGUGCACCUGUGUGUGAAGGUGGAUAUGUGCUGGGGGCUGGGGCUGGGGGAGAUCUGGGCCCCAUGGCUGCCCCAGGGACAGUCGGGCUAGAAGACAGAGGGUCUUGGCCUUCUCUCUAGCCGGAAACCAGAACAUGCCCAUGCACCUGCUGGCCACCUGCAGUCCAUCUGCUCCCUGGCCACUCAGGAGCCCAGCUGGCUCCUGGCUGGACUACAGGCCCAGCAGGGAGAAAUUCAAGACAGGCGCCAUGUUGUCAAGGUCUCUUCAGGGCUCCCUGUGCUCAGCAAGCACUGUACCUGCCCCAGCCUGGGGACCCAGGGCCCAAGUGCCAUGGCCCACCCAGCCUCUACAUAGUCUCCCCAAAGCCUGGCCCGGGGACCUUCAGUCUCGGUGUCCUCGUCUCAGGCCAGCAGGAAGACCAAGAAGAAGGAAGGUGGGGCCCUCCGGGCCCAGAGGGCGUCAUCCAACGUCUUUUCCAACUUCGAGCAGACGCAGAUCCAGGAGUUCAAGGAGUGCAGCCAGGCCAGCAGCCAUGACCCUCGGCUCUUCACAGGCCUUCACACUGAUGGACCAGAACCGAGAUGGUUUCAUUGACAAGGAGGACCUGAAGGACACGUACGCCUCCCUGGGUAAAAUCAACGUCAAGGACGAAGAGCUGGACGCCAUGCUCAAGGAGGCCACGGGGCCCAUCAACUUCACCAUGUUCCUGAACAUGUUUGGGGAGAAGCUGAGCGGCACGGAUGCUGAGGACACCAUCCUGAACGCCUUCAAGAUGCUGGACCCCGAGGGCAAAGGCAGCAUCAACAAGGACUACAUCAAGCGGCUGCUGAUGUCCCAGGCCGACAAGAUGACCGCUGAUGAGGUUGAUCAGAUGCUGCAGUUUGCGACCAUUGACGCGGCGGGCAACCUGGACUACAAGGCGCUGAGCUAUGUGCUCACUCAUGGGGAGGAGAAAGAGGAAUGACCGCUCGGCCACACGUUGGAGCCAUGAUCAAAUCAAUAAACCUGAGCCCACACG